Messenger RNA from Sphaeramia orbicularis (orbiculate cardinalfish), 1255 nucleotides. RefSeq lists its product as uncharacterized. Gene Ontology annotation, biological process: lipid metabolic process. Gene Ontology annotation, molecular function: phosphoric diester hydrolase activity. NCBI's taxonomy places the organism in Eukaryota, Metazoa, Chordata, Actinopteri, Kurtiformes, Apogonidae. The record is from RefSeq and is a predicted model, not a curated record. The transcript has 4 exons. The coding region runs from base 206 to 1105 and encodes 299 amino acids.
UUAUGUGAUUUUUAAGGCCCACACCUGAAGUGUCUGAUAAACAAACCGUAUAAAUGAUGUGGAUUUCAUGCUUUGCUGUCUCCUGACCACUGGACCGGCUCGGGUGUAAAUCGUCCAGGAUUUAAGUGUCCAUCCUAACUCUGAUUCCUCAUCCAUCGGCUGACAUUUCUAACCUCUGACUGAGGUUGCUUGCAUUUCUGCAAAAAUGAAGGCUGGACACAAAUACCUUCUGUUCCACUUUGUUCUGCUUUCUGUGAGCUGUCUGUGUCAUGGAGAUGGAGCUUUCUUCAGUGACAAUAAAAACCUCAUCCUCCCGGGGUCUUACAACAUUCCCUGGAUGGCGGGCAUUGAAGACUUCCGUACCCUGUCCCUCAUCACCAUCCCUGGAACCCACAACAGCAUGGCGAUGUACGGCGGCCCUGAGGCUGAAUGCCAGGCUUUAUCGCUGAGGGAUCAGCUACGAGCUGGAGUUCGAUUCCUGGAUCUCAAAGUGUUUGGACUGGGUGACACCCUGUACGUCAUGCACGGCAUCAUGUACCAGCACACCCACUUUAAGGACGUCCUGGAAACUGUCCGAUCUUUUCUGUCCGAGUUCAGGACCGAGGCUGUGCUGAUCCGACUGCAGCCUGAGUCUUUUGAGAAGAAUACGGUCAAUGAAAUGGUGAGGAGUCUGAUUAGCAAUGAUGAGCACAUCUGGGUCACCUCGGGUAUGCCGAACAUGGGGCAGGUCAGGGGCAAGAUUGUGUUUUUGCAGAAAAGCACCUUCACUAUGGGAAUUCCUCUUAUAGACACAGAUGGGAAAAGCAACGGCAAAGUAACCAAUGUCAAAGAUAAAGACAACAAAAUAAUCAGACAGCUGAACCAGGCCACCGAAGCCUGUGGAGGCGACAACGCCGUCUUGACUUAUUCUAGCGGAACUGGGUUUGGUACUUUCUGGGGUAUGUUUCUGACUCCAAAAAGAGUGGCUGAGAAAGUUAACCCAUGGCUUAACCAGUACCUGAGACAGUUUUACCCCAAUCAGCCCAGACCGUGCUUCGGUAUCAUUGCUAUGGACUUUCCUGGCAUUGACCUUAUUCAGACUGUUAUCAACUUAAACUGGUGGUAAAGUUUAAAGAGAAAAACAACAUAAAACAACAGUGGCAGCAAUUAUAAAAAGAUAAAAAAAAAAACAAACAAAAAAAAAAAACAGUAACUGAAACAAAGGGGUUUGAUCUGAUAUAUUGCCAUUAAAUAAUUCCCUUUUCUGUCACACACU